Molecule: messenger RNA, 3244 nt
Organism: Felis catus (domestic cat)
Lineage: Eukaryota; Metazoa; Chordata; Mammalia; Carnivora; Felidae
Gene: INPP5E
Product: inositol polyphosphate-5-phosphatase E
Exons: 11
Coding region: 379-2289 (636 amino acids)
Biological process (GO): phosphatidylinositol dephosphorylation
Molecular function (GO): inositol-polyphosphate 5-phosphatase activity
Source: RefSeq, a predicted model, not a curated record
CUGCGCGGCUGUCGUUGCCCUGGGGACCCCGCGGCGGCGGCCGCGCCCGCAGACUCAAGUCCUGAGUCAGGGGCCUUUGGCAGCGGCCGGGCCGCAGACCUGCGGAGGGGCCCCUCCCCGGGCGGGGUGUGCCCGCUGAGCCAUAGAGUGGGCACCCGGGCUCCUCCGGGGGACUCCGGGGCUUUGGGGGUCCCCGUCAUGCGGCAACUGGCCCUGCCCCUGCCGGACCAUCCCAGGCUGCCGCGCGCUCUCUCCUCCGUGCCUGCUGGGCGACGUCUGACCACGCAUCCCUGACCCUGGGCUCCACCGGCAGCCCCAGCAGGAGCCCCUCCUGGGUCGGCUGGGUCGCCAUCACCCUUGAGAGCUGGCCCCCGGACUAUGCCGUCCAAGUUGGCGUGCCUGGGGCAUUCAGAGGCAUCUCCCCCGCAGCCCACCGCCCAGGGGCAUCUGCAGCCCGAAGGCAGAAUGCUGAAGGGACAGCUUCCCAACGCAGGCCAAGACCUCGUGCCCCACCCAGGGUCCCUGCCCACCAACGGCUGUCAGGGCCCCGAGAAGAGCCCCGUGCCCCCUCUGAGCCUUCCAGCGGGUAUCGGCAAUGAGGACCCACAAGCCAAGGCAAAACCCUUCACCCCAAAGCCACCGACGAGGCCCAGGCUGGAGCGAGCUCUGUCGCUGGACGAGAAGGCGUGGAGGAGGCGGCGCUUUCGAACCAGCCACGAGGACCUGGCCACGCGCAGUGGGACCAGCCCCUCCAGGGGCUCUUUGCGGGACGAGGCCCCCCAGCCCCCCACCCACACUGGCUCCCCACCCUGCCUGAGCACCUCCUUGCAGGAGAUCCCCACGUCCCGCAGAGCCCAGGGCAGUACGGGAGGGGGCCCCUCCUCCUGGGGUCACUGUAUCUCCGGAAUGAUCAGCACCUCCCUGGACCUCCUGCACCGGGACGGGGCCUCGGCGGGGAGCACCGCCAGGCUGCCCGCCGUGGACCAGAAGGCGGCCUCCAACCCGCCGUGGACCGCAAACUCCACCGGCAAGUCCCGCCUGCAGAGCAGACUGUUCCGGGCCCACAGCAGCCUGGGCCCCGGCCGGCCCCCGAGCCCCCUGGCCUGUGAUGCCAAACCCUCCUUCAGCCUCCUGGCACCCAUCCGCGCCAAGGACGUCCGAAGCAGGAGCUACCUGGAGGGGAGUCUCCUGGCGAGCGGGGCCCUGAUGGGGGCGGACGAGCUGGCCCGGUACUUCCCGGACCGCAGCAUGGCCCUCUUCGUGGCCACCUGGAACAUGCAGGGCCAGAAGGAGCUGCCCCCGAACCUGGACGAGCUCCUGCUGCCCGCCGAGGCCGACUACGCCCAGGACCUGUAUGUCAUCGGGGUCCAGGAGGGCUGUUCCGACAGGCGGGAGUGGGAGGUGCGCCUGCAGGAGACGCUGGGCCCCCGCUACGUGACGCUGUACUCCACGGCCCACGGGGCGCUCUACAUGUCCGUGCUCAUCCGCAGGGACCUCAUCUGGUUCUGCUCAGAGGUGGAGAGCUCCACGGUGACCACGCGCAUCGUGUCUCACAUCAAGACCAAGGGGGCCCUGGGCGUCAGCUUCACCUUCUUCGGCACCUCCUUCCUCUUCAUCACGUCUCACUUCACCUCCGGAGACGGGAAGGUGAGCGAGAGGCUGCUGGACUACAGCAGAACCGUCCAGGGCCUGGCGCUGCCCAGGAGCGUGCCCGACACCAGCCCCUACCGCUCCGACGCCGCGGACGUCACCACCCGGUUCGAUGGGGUGUUCUGGUUUGGAGACUUCAACUUCCGUCUGAACGGAGGGCGUGUGGCCGUGGAGGCCAUCCUGAAGCAGGACCUGGGGGAGAAGGUGUCUGCCCUGCUCCAGCAUGACCAGCUCACCCAGGAGAUGAAGAAAGGGUCCAUCUUCAAAGGCUUCCAGGAGCCGGACAUCCAUUUCCUCCCCUCGUACAAGUUUGACAUUGGAAAGGACUCCUACGACACCACCUCCAAGCAAAGGACCCCCUCCUACACGGAUCGGGUCGUGUACAGGAGCCGCCACAAGGGCGAUAUCUGUCCGGUCAAGUAUUCCUCCUGCCCUGGCAUCAAGACGUCCGACCACCGCCCCGUGUAUGGUCUGUUCCGGGUGAAAGUGAGGCCAGGGAGAGACAACAUCCCCCUUGCUGCUGGCAAGUUUGACCGCGAACUAUACUUGAUAGGAAUUAAAAGACGCAUUUCCAAAGAAAUUCAGCAGCAGCAGGCACCAAAGGAUCAGCAUUCCAGCACAAUCUGUACGGUCUCUUGAGGCUUGCCCGAGGACACUCGCACCCACAACAUGGGAGGCCACGUGGCCACAGCCCCCUGGAGAAGUCGGAAGAGACUGCGGAAUGAAAGAUUUCUGGGACGCCGACUAACCAUUUCUCGAGGCCAACACGCUUCGUCACCAAGAACCUAACAGGAGGCCAGUGAGGCGGUGCUGAGGCACCCGUGUCCCCUGCCCGGCACGAAGCCGGCUGCACUCAUUUACAGCAUGUCCCCAAGCGCAGGCCCCCAGAUGGCCACAGCACACCCACGGUCCCUUAGGCCAGCGUGGGUCGGGCAGUUCUGCCUGCUGGCACAGACGCGCCCAGAGCCGACGUCGGCAGCGCCCCAGCAGCCCCUCAGAUGCAGACCAGGAGGUGCCUUCCCCAUCCGAGUCCAGGGGCCCCGUAACCGAAUCGGGGGGAGCACUCUGGGUCAGGCAGCUGGGAGCUUCGGUCCCACCAGUGCGCACGAGGACCGAGCCCAGGCCUGGCCGGUCAGGUCAAAGGCAGCCGACUUCCAGGGAGAACGCCGGUCCUGCUGCAACAGGCCAGGGAGGGACGAGGCAGCCUGGCCUGUUGGGGGUCGCCUCUGAUCUCAGGCGGCUGGCCUCGCCCUUCCAGCCACGAAACCAUCUCCCUCUCCUCUCCUGGUUUUUGGUGACUUGAGAGCAUUUGCUUUCGUAUUGCCGGCUACAAACAGCAUUGACGUUAAGUAGUGUGUCUCCUGGCCUGAGAAACUCUGGAAGUUUAGGGUGCCACCACCUUGCCAGCCCGGGCCGGCCCCCUUCCAUGUUCCCGCCUGUGUUAGAGGGCCCAGAGCCCAGUGUCGCCCAUGAUCACUCUUAAAAACCAUAGGCUUUGACUGUGGGGAAACCUAGGGGCAUUCGGUCUAGUCUUUAAAGUUAUUUAUUUUUCCGUAUUUAUAUUUUUAAAUAAAUCCAUAUAUAAAAUCUGAAA